Molecule: messenger RNA, 4597 nt
Organism: Oncorhynchus masou masou (cherry salmon)
Lineage: Eukaryota; Metazoa; Chordata; Actinopteri; Salmoniformes; Salmonidae
Product: zinc finger FYVE domain-containing protein 1-like
Exons: 12
Coding region: 404-2851 (815 amino acids)
Biological process (GO): lipid droplet formation
Cellular component (GO): lipid droplet
Molecular function (GO): phosphatidylinositol-3-phosphate binding; zinc ion binding; phosphatidylinositol-3,4-bisphosphate binding
Source: RefSeq, a predicted model, not a curated record
UUACAAUGUUGUUGCUGAUUGACAGCUAACGAUUACUUGCAUGUGGGGCUUGUAGGAUAGCUGCAUGUCUGGACAUGUAUGUAGGAAGUCGUUGUUGUGAUUGUUUUGCUGACAGACAGGCACUUUGAUGACAUAUGGCUUUGUCAAAGUGACCUCUCACAGUUCAUAUUACAUGUCCAUCUGCUAAGUGUUAGAAGAGGGUGUAUAGAAGAGACACCUCUACCAGAAAAAACAACCACAUAAUACGCUAGAGAAGAAUACAUGUACAUCUUUAACACUAUAGAAUAUAGUCAUAAACAUAUUUCCAAGCAGUUUGGUUUCGCAGUGCAGUUUUAGACUAAUCGGGUACAGGUUAUCGACAGAAAGGUGCUCUUGUUAGCAGUAGCAUACUGAAGCGAUCAUUAUGAGUGGUCAAGGUCCGUCGGUAGAUAAAGGGAUGAACACCAUCCUGGUGUGUCAGGAGAGCUACGCCUGCGGUGGCUCAGAUGAGGCCGCCUUUGAAUGCGACGAGUGCGGCAGCCUGCAGUGCGUCCGCUGCGAGCUGGAGCUCCAUCGUCAGGAACGCAUGAGGAACCAUGACCGUGUCCGCAUCGCCCCGGGACACGUUCCAUUCUGUGACUCUUGUAAGGGCGACAGCAGCGGGUGUGGGGUGAACGGGGGCAGGCUGAGGGCGGUGGUGCGCUGCCAGGGCUGUAAAAUCAACCUGUGUCUGGAUUGCCAGAAGCGGACCCAUAGCGGGGUAAACAAGAGGAAGCACCCCGUGACCCCCUACCCUCCUCCCGGUCAAGUCCAGGAUAGUAGCCUGGAGGCUGGGGAUGGAGGGGAGAUGGAGGCCCUCAAGGCAAAACUAGAGAAGGUGCGCAGCUUCUUACUGGUGGAUGCGAAGGAGGAGAUGCAGUUGAAGGAUGAGGAAGCCUUUGUGAGCCGGCUGGACUGUAGACCUGAGGAACUCCUCAAGGUCGUGUCUAUCUUCGGGAACACAGGGGAGGGGAAGUCCCACACACUGAACCAUACCUUCUUCCUGGGGCGGGAGGUGUUCCAGACGUCCCCCACCCAGGAGUCAUGUACCGUGGGGGUUUGGGCUGCCAUGGAUCCCAUCCACAGAGUGGUGGUGAUCGACACAGAGGGACUGCUGGGGGCAGGAUCCAAUCAGGGCCAGCGCACCCGGCUGCUCCUCAAAGUCCUAGCCGUCUCCGACCUCAUCAUCUACCGUACCCACGCCGACCGUCUCCACGACGACCUGUUCAAGUUCCUAGGCGACGCGUCGGACGCCUAUCUGAAGCACUUCACCAGGGAGCUGAAGGCCACUACGGCCCGGUGUGGCCUGGACGUCCCUCUGUCCACUCUGGGACCAGCUGUUAUUAUCUUCCACGAGACCGUCCACACCAAGCUACUGGGCUCAGACAACCCAUCAGAGUCUGCAGAGCGUCUGCUUCAGGAGCGUUUCAGAAAGCUGGGUCUUUUCCCCGAGGCCUUCAGCUCCAUCCAGUACCGCGGGACUCGAACCUACAACCCCCCGACAGACUUCAGCGGUCUCCUGCGUAGUCUGGAGCAACAGUUAGAUAACAACACUACCCGCUCACCACGUUCUGCAAACGUUAUAUACAGAGCCCUGCAGGCCCUGAGUGAGCGUUUCAGUGGGGAUAUCCCAGAAGAGCACCUGGCCAGUAGCUCUUUCUUCCCUGAUGAAUACUUCACCUGCUCCAGUAUCUGUCUCAGCUGUGGGUCUGGCUGUGUGAACAGUAUGAACCAUCUGAAAGAGGAAGUGGAUCACGAGGCUAAACACCGCUGUCGCUACACUGCUCAAUACGACAACCGCAUCUACACCUGUAAAGCGUGCUAUGAGGGAGGGAAGGAGGUGAUUGUGAUUCCCAAGACGACAGCCUCCUCUGACUCUCCCUGGUUUGGUCUGGCCACGUACGCCUGGUCUGGGUAUGUGAUAGAGUGUCCCAACUGUGGAGUGAUCUACAGAAGUAGGCAGUACUGGUACGGGAACCAGGACCCAGUGGACACAGUGGUCAGGACUGAAAUACAACACAUCUGGCCUGGGUCGGAUGGUUUUCUGAAGGACAACAACAAUGCAGCUCAGCGACUGUUGGACGGUGUGAACUACAUCUCCCAGAGUGUGUCAGAGCUCAGUGUGAAACCUGCCAAAGCCGUCACUUCCUGGCUGACCGACCAGAUUGCCCCGGCCUACUGGAAACCCAACUCCCUCAUCCUGAAAUGUUCUAAGUGCAGUGAGGUGUUCCAGGACAACGAUACUAAGCACCACUGCCGUGCCUGUGGAGAGGGCUUCUGUGACGGCUGCUCCACCAAGAACCGCCCUGUUCCUGAGAGGGGCUGGGGGCUCGCCCCCGUACGGGUCUGUGAUGCCUGCUUUCUGAACCGCAUCGUCUCAGAAGAGCUGCUGGAUGCAGCGUUGGAGGAGGAGGAAGGAGGGACACUCAGUAGGAGAGUAGGAGAGGCUGUUCAGAAUACACUGGGAGCUGUGGUCACUGCUACAUACAUCCCUCUGGGUCUGAUGAAGGAUGCAGCUCGUCCAGCCUACUGGGUUCCAGACCAAGAUAUCCGAUGCUGCUGUGAGUGUCAGAGAGACUUCUCUGCCCCGCGUCUCUCCAUCCACCACUGCAGGGCCUGCGGCCAGGGAGGGUGGGUCGACUGCUCCCCUGAACGCAGAGCGGUGCCCUCUAGGGGUUGGGACCACCCGGUGCGUGUCUGCAACACCUGCCUCCAGAAACCGGGGGGACCUCUAGUAGGAGAUAGGGAACAUAUUGGCACCCUAUUCAAAAGUAGGGCACUAUAUAUGGACUGGGACGCAACCAGAGAGACAGUUAAGGGUUGUGUUCAUUAGGCUCGAAAUGGAAGAAAAUACUCCAAAACAGGGAGGGAACUAUCUGUACUUGUCCAAUAAGAAAGCUUCUAAACCUUUUUUUUUGCUACUACGGUGUGCCCUAAUGAACACGACCCAGGUUCCACCUAACGCUGUGGAACUCCCAGUCUCUCUGUGGCUCGGGCCAGGGAGUUCUUGUUAGUCAUUGUGAUGUCAUCCGUCCUAAAGCCAUUGGGUGUCACUUCAUCCGAGAGGGAGAGAGUUACGUUCCAUGGCUUUAAAGAAGUCCAUUCCAUGUUUUAAGAUGAUUAGCCUGAAUAACUACCAAUCUGUAUAAUAAUCUCGGACGCUGGGUGGUUGUAUAUGAGCUUUUUAAACGGCACAGACAGACAAUAAUAGAAUAGCGUUAAUUCCAUAUAUACACUACCAGUCAAAAGUUUGGACACACCUACUCAUUCAAGGGUUUUUCUUUAUUUUCUACAUUGUAGAAUAAUAGUGAAGACAUCAAAACUAUGAAAUAACACAUAGAAUCAUGUAGUAACCAAAAAAACGUGUUCAACAAAUCAAGCAUUCCAGGUGAAGCUGGUUGAGAGAAUGCCAAGAGUGUGCAACGCUGUCAAGGCAAAGGGUGGCUACUUUGAAGAAUCUCAAAUACAUUUUGAUUUGUUUAACACUUUUUUGACUGUAAUAAUAUGAGAAGUUUACUACAGUGGGGGAAAAGUGAUUUGUUUUGUAUAACAUGGCCUCUUUUUGUUUUGUAAACAGUAUACAAUACUAUCUCAAGCCCCAUUUCUACCUGGUGCUAACAUGGGUCCUGAUCUUGACUACAUUCUGAUUUUCCCACAUUUCUAAAAAUGUGUCCGUUAUCCAUCCACUGUGUCCGUUAUCCAUCUACUGUGUCCGUUAUUCAUCCACUGUGUCUGCGUUGUGACCAAAUUUCUUCGUCCACUUUAUCAAAAAUGAUUUCACAGCUAUUCUUUCAAAAACAUUAUAUAUUUUAAAGACACAUAUUGAUGUAAUCAGUCAAUCGUGCCACCUGUCGAUGAUUUAAAUGGUUUCUCUGUCCAGAUCUGUCGACACUUGUAAGAUAUCCAGACAAUGAGCGUCUGACUACCUCCAGGGGUGGGCAGGAUGAUCGGAUCACAAUGAGUCUUUUUUGAUCGUCUACACCAGUCUGAAAAUGUGGGCACAAUCAGAAUGUGGACAAGAUCAGGACAAAGGACGCAAGUUAAAACCAGGUAUAAACAGGGCUGCAGACUGACUGUCGAAUAGAUUGCUGAGUGGGAACCAUGGAACCAUGGAAUGAUUAGAAUGUGAACCAUUCUAAUUCUACAAUAUAAGUUGCCUUCAAAUAGUGAAUGGCUCACAGUGUGUAGAAUAGCUUGAUUGAAAGGAUAUCAACACUCUUUGGGGCUGGACCCUGAAACAUUCAGUUCAUAGUAUAUAAACCAUCACACCACCUGAGACUGUGGUAGCUAGCUGUGCUUAAUAAUAUUAGCUGAAAUUAUCUAGCCUGGUCUCAGAUCUGUUCGUGCUGUUUUGAUGACACUUACAAUAGGAGUUGGCGAAACACAUUUUAGGUCCCAGGCUAAAAAGUAUGGGGUAGGUGCAGAGGAACUGACUGGAAUCACUGGAACAGGCAUCAUCUCAUAUAGAACACUGCUUAAGAUAGACUGAAGAUCAGAACCAUUUGUCUGUUUUAAUGUACCAUGUGUGCUUACGUAAUAAACUUGACAACCUCAGGGUGUGGUUCUAGAACAAGCAGAA